UCAUCCAAAUACAUUUCACACACACACAUCCAAACUUAAUUAAUCAACAGAAAGGAGAAACAUUAUAUAUUCUUUACAUAACAGAUUCAAUUCACAUUAAAAAAAUCAUGAGAUCACCAACUAAGACCAUAACAAACAGAUCAGUUAGAGACGCCGAGUCUGAGUUGAACUUACCACCUGGUUUUCGUUUUCACCCGACCGACGAGGAGCUCAUUGUCCAUUAUCUAUGUCGUAAGUCACAGUCGACGUCUGGAACCGCCGCUAGUACCGUCCCCCCACCAUUGUCGAUUAUAGCGGAUAUCGAUCUUUACAAACACGAACCAUGGGAACUUCCUGAAAUGGCGUUGUUUGGAACAAAGGAAUGGUACUUUUUUACACCAAGAGACAAGAAAUAUCCGAAUGGGUCCAGACCGAAUCGAGUAACAGGAAACGGGUAUUGGAAGGCAACAGGAGCGGAUAAGCCCAUCAAGUCUAAAUCCGACCCGAAUACGACUGUUGGGAUCAAGAAGGCCUUGGUUUUUUACUCCGGAAAAGGGACUAAAGGAAUCAAGACAAAUUGGAUCAUGCAUGAAUAUAGACUGAUCACCAAUAGUCUUGCCACUACUUCUUCCAACAAUAAGUUGGAUGAUUGGGUACUUUGUCGUCUAUACAACAAGAAGAACAACCCGAAAGAGAUGAUCAUACCAAAAGACGCUAAAACUACUCAUGAUACUACUACUCUUCCUACAUUAAUAUUGUCAGAUGAUCAGUUACAAAUAAAAGGGACUAGUUAUAGUAGCAACAACAGCGACAGUUUGAAUAAUUCGUUCGAAUAUUGCUCGGAUGAUGGGUUUAGUGGUAGCCUUGAAGGUGAUGUCAUUUCGCACGAAUCGACGCAUAAUCAACCUUUGACGACGAAAGUCCAAGGUACAAGCCACAUGGCAGGAGUAGUAACGGGGAAUUUGGAUGAAAAUGGAAAUGAUUGGUUUGACAGUUUGAGUUUGGAGGAUUUGCAUAAUUGUUUGGAAGCAAUGCCUCCUAAUAAUCAUGACUACAUUUAUGAAGAAAUGCCAAUGUUUUAUUAUUCCCCAAAUCAACAGCAUUUUCCCCAAUAGGAUUUUGAUCAUUUUAGGAUUUUUUUAAGUGUUAGAUCAUGGAGUUUCAGAGCAAAUAUGGUUUAUUAUUCUUUUUUGUAAAUACACAAGGCUAGAUAUAUCUUGUGAUAUACAAUCAUAUAUUCUUUUUUUCCCACAUGUAUAAUUUUCACCAAUUUAUAAACGAAAAUGAUAAAUGUGCAUUGUGAUA
Erigeron canadensis is the source of this 1284-nucleotide messenger RNA. Its product is annotated as NAC domain-containing protein 67-like. The record is from RefSeq and is a predicted model, not a curated record. The coding region runs from base 108 to 1094 and encodes 328 amino acids. Lineage: Eukaryota; Viridiplantae; Streptophyta; Magnoliopsida; Asterales; Asteraceae. Gene Ontology annotation, molecular function: DNA binding. Gene Ontology annotation, biological process: regulation of DNA-templated transcription. The transcript is spliced from 3 exons.